UAACUUAUUUUAUUUAUUUUUUACAAAUUAUAUCAUUAUAAUUUGAAUUGUAGUAAAAUAACUUCGUUUUUUGUUGGUUUCGUUAAGUCGACGUCUCUUCGGCCUGUUCGAACUCACGUUAGCCUAUUAGCUGCUAAGUCACACUCAUUCAAACUAGGCUACUGUGAUGUUUAUUUCUAGUGUUCGAUGAGAAGUUGCGUUUGGGAAUUUGGUUAACUUGCACUAAAAUGAGCUUUUGGUCAUAAAUAACCAAUGGCCUCGUCUAGUGUCUGGUUGGUUGGCCUUUCUGUACGCCCACAUAGAGAUACACCUGGGUGUAAUUAACCAGAACUGUGCAUGUCUCAUGUACGCUAGUAGUAUAUUAGAUUAAAUCAUGCAUUUAAGUGAUAAGGAGUGAUCGGAUUUGAUCCUGGUAUUAUGCAUACACUGGCCGAAAGCAUCAGUAUUUUAUGUUGAGAUCUUCAUUGGACGCGUGUGUGCUGAAUAUGAGCAAAUGUCUGGACUGGUGCAGGAAAAACAGCCCUGCAGUAUUUGGGCAUGGUCGCUAUCCGAUUGACCUGACAACAGUUUCAUGAGUGGCUGUAUUUUCAAAACGGGGAAAAUGUCUUGAGCGUUUAGGCGUGGGGAAAAAGUAGGCGCUUGCGUGGUUUUAUUGCGUGUUUACAGUCUGUAGCUGCAUGUGUAAACAUGGCCUAAAUAUCCUAGUUUGUAGUGAAACUGAUGAUCAUUUACAGACAUGUGACGGAUUAAUUGUUUACCAGUAAGCAGUUUGUUCUAAGACUAUCUGGAGACUGUAUGUUGUUGUGCAUAUUAAAGAAAUACUAUAAAACAACAAAUGUGCUUUUUAAAAACUUAAUACCACAAAUAUGGUCUAAAAACUGCAAACACUCUACAACUUUUACUGUUCACAUUUAGUUGCAUAAGUUAACAGUACAUUUGUCUUAGUUAAGCCAUGGUUGCAUCUCUGAAUUAACCUAUAAUUAAUUUACUUUUGUAAAAUAUGCUGGUGCACAUCAGACUCUAGAAGUCUAGAAAGUUAGCCGAAGCCUAAUGUGUGAACACACAUUAACAUUUGCCUCAUAUUCUUUCUAGAGCUUCAGGUCCAGGAGGGUUCUGAAUGCAGUUUGUCAGUCCAGUGUGGUUGAGACAUGGCAGAAGAUCAGGUAAAGACAGAAGCCUCGGCUGGGGAGGGGGAGACGGAGCCCAGUAUGCUGCUGCAGAAGCUUAAGAGCAACAUUUCUAAAAAUGUGCAGGGCAAAGUGGACAAAAUUUUGGAAGAUGUACAGCGCUUCUCUGACAACGACAAACUCUACCUUUAUCUACAGCUACCCUCAGGUCCAAGUGCAGGAGAGAAGAGUGGUGAUUCAAACUCAGUCAACACAGCAGACCAGCUUCACACCUGUAACUGGAUCCGUAGCCACUUGGAAGAACAUCCUGACACCUGCCUGCCUAAACAAGAUGUUUACGAGACAUACCGGAAGCACUGUGACAACUUACAGCAUCGGCCUCUAAGUGCAGCAAAUUUUGGCAAAAUCAUCCGAGACAUCUUCCCUAACAUUAAAGCACGAAGACUGGGUGGUAGAGGACAGUCCAAAUACUGCUAUAGUGGGAUACGCCGAAAGACCGUGCUAAACAUGCCGUUACUGCCCAACCUGGACCUCAAAAAUGACCCGUCUGAACUGACAGAACUGGUGCAAACCUACAAGCAAGAGGUCACCGAAGCAGCCUGUGAACUCAUCUGUGACUGGGCCCAAAAGAUCCUAAAGCGUUCUUUUGACACAGUGGUAGAAAUCGCACGCUUCCUCGUGCAGGAGCACAUCGUCAACCCACGCUGCAGCCAAGCCGAGCUCGUCACCUCAGCCGCUCUUGCAGGUGGAUCUUCCAAACCUCAUAAGGUAAUCAAAAAGAUUUCAGCAGCUUCCCGAGCAGGUGGAGCAGAGGAGGACAGUGGCAGUGGGGAAAUUAAGCAGAAAGAGAAAGACGGUGUGGAACAGACGCCAUCCAAUAAGCUGCAGGUCAGUGAUAAACCGACCAACAAGGUGGAGUCGGCCCGAGUGGAGGCCUACAUGAAGAAGCUUCCUCAGCUCCUUCCCAGGGGCACCGUCCCAGAGAAAACCUCCCCACCAUGUCUAGCAUCAGCCGAUUCGGGAAGUGUUCAAGUCACUUUGCCCAUUACCGUCACAACGAUACCCUCUCAACCAGGCGGCACCGUCCCUCUUAUGAUUCUGCCAUCAAGUAUGAGUCUCUCUUACCCUGAGCGUGAGAAAACUUCGGUCACGGUCACCACUUCCGCUGCUCCAACCCCUGUCGUCCAGAGAGCGCGACCGGCGGCUCCAAAGAGGGGCCCUGACCCCUCCACCUCAGUGUCAGCCGCUUGCGUUGCCCCAAAACGCAAAAGAGGACGACCCAGAAAGCCAAGACCUGAAGAUGUGGCACCACAGGUACAGUCAGCCCAAACCUCGAAUCCAAAUCCAGCUUUGCUCACAAGAGGAGUAAUCCAAAAGGCCAUGCCUUCUUGUGCUCCCGCAACUCCUUCGCAGUUGGUUGAAAUUGUGAUCCAGGACCAACCAGGAUUGAUGCUAAGCCAACUUCCGACCAUCCAGGAAGUGACAGACGCUGAGAACAGAGGAAUAGUGGUGCAGUGUCAACCUGCACCAGAACCCGAGAAGCAGCAGUCCGUCCUGCUAAUGCAAGAUCCCAACCAACCGAGCAGGAGGAUGGUCAUCCAACGUGCGCCGUUAUACAGAGAAGGAAGGCCCGUUCCCCUAGAAGUGCCACAGAGCGCCAUCUCGUACCUCCCGCCUGCAACGUUAUUAGAGGAGAGAGGAGAAGUGGAAAUUACGCUGACUCCUGUGGAGCCACAUGCCGAUUCCAUGCCAAACUCAGCAGGUAUCUGCUUCGGCUCCUUGACUGGAGAACCCCCCAAACCUGACGCCCCGUGACGGCAGCACAGCAAACCGGCUUCCUUCUCAGAGACUCCGUGAUCUCGAUGCCUUUCCAGUGCUUCUGUGAAUCGCGUGAACUGAGGUUUACCAUCUUGGCUGAGCUUGAGUGGGUAUGUCUGCUUUCUGUGUAAAAAAAAAUUGUAUAGAAGUACAACCUGUCAUUGUUGCCUUCAAACAGCAACUACACUCAUAUUUUCAUAUUAAUAACAUGACACAUUAGUGAAUUCCUGAAGAUUUCAGGAAUGCUGUUGAAGAGAUUAUGAAUUUAAGUGACCUAAAACAAAUGUUUCAACUGUUUUGACAAGAAAGUCCAUUGGAAAUUGAAAAGAUAUACUCACAAAUAACAGUCCAGCUCAGUUCUAAACAUCUAAAAAAAGACAAUUCAUAGUUAGAGGAGAACUGCUUACCAUCCGUCUGCGUUUGUCACCAGGCUCAGUGCCAUAAAGGGCAGUCGAUCUUUUAUUGCUCUCACCAUCUUUGCAUGUUUGUGUUUGUAAACAUGAAUUGAGACAUU
This is a messenger RNA of Pimephales promelas (fathead minnow), 3459 nucleotides long. Lineage: Eukaryota; Metazoa; Chordata; Actinopteri; Cypriniformes; Leuciscidae. The record is from RefSeq and is a predicted model, not a curated record.